GGACAAUAAGGUUGUUAAAGUGUCAGCAAGACAAACAAUAGCUUGCUAUUAAUGACCCAACCAUGUGCUGACCUUGUCCUGCAUGCAUUGAUACCACUCCAAUAUUAUGAUUUCUUUUUGCCUCCAGUUGUCGCAAGUUGUUUGCUAAAGAGCAAUUCGAUGGAGACAAAUUAACAUAAAUACUGCCAUUUAAUUCCAUCUAUUCCUAUUUCAUCAAGUUACUAUCUUCCCGGUCAUCUUCAGGGACUCCCCCAGUUUCACAACCAAGAAACUAGACUUCUUCCUAUCCAAAUUGCAGUCUUGGGGAUUAUAUAAAGAGAUAAAAUGUCCGCGAGUGCCUCUGACAGUUCCAAUGGCUCAGGUAGAGCUCCUGAUCCGAAGUGUGAAGUUUGCCAUGGAAUUGGCCACUAUGAGGACUAUGACUCGGAAAUUAUACGCACAGAAUGCGAAGUUUGCGAAGGAACAGGACUUUUUUCCGAAUACUUGGAUUGUGGGCGCUGUCGUGGAAGGGGAAUCCGCGAGCGCGAAUCGGAAUACCUGGUUGAAAAGGAAUGCAACUGCCGCAAACCUUCACGCAAGUGAGGUUUAAUGUCAAAUAGAAAAGUGUUCACUCGGACUUCGCGCGAGCUAGUGGGGAUCAGAAAGCAAGGCAACAAGCGC
Molecule: messenger RNA, 660 nt
Organism: Aspergillus ruber CBS 135680
Lineage: Eukaryota; Fungi; Ascomycota; Eurotiomycetes; Eurotiales; Aspergillaceae
Exons: 2
Coding region: 325-582 (85 amino acids)
Source: RefSeq, a predicted model, not a curated record